Salvelinus sp. IW2-2015 is the source of this 220-nucleotide messenger RNA. RefSeq names its product serum amyloid A protein. NCBI's taxonomy places the organism in Eukaryota, Metazoa, Chordata, Actinopteri, Salmoniformes, Salmonidae. The record is from RefSeq and is a predicted model, not a curated record. Gene Ontology annotation, cellular component: extracellular region.
AUGAAGCUGCUUCUAGCUGGACUUGUUUUGACCUUUUGUGGGCUCAAGCUCAGUGGACGCCAAACUGGAAAAAAAAACUCAGACAAGUACUUUCACGCUCGGGGCAACUAUGAUGCUGCCAGGAGAGGAGCACCAGGGGCAGUAAGGCCGGGAGAGGGUUCAGGGUUCAUGGCGAGACACGAGACUCAGCAGCUGACCAGCAGGCUACUCCGCUGGGGAC